AUGUGCCACGUGCCGGCCCAUCUGGACGUGCCGGCCCACCUGGACGUGCCGGCCCAUCUGGACGUGCCUGCCCACCUGGACGUGCCGGCCCAUCUGGACGUGCCGGCCCAUCUGGACGUGCCGGCCCAUCUGGACGUGCCUGCCUGCCCACCUGGACGUGCCUGCCUGCCCACCUGGACGUGCAUGCCAUGCGCGCUGCAGCGGCGGCUCUCUUUUUAUGUGGCUCGCCUCGUCUGUUUUCCUCCUCCUCCUCCACUCCGCUUCUCUCCCCCGUGCUCCUCCCCUUCUGGCACGCCCUCCCCUUCUGGCACGCCCUCCCCUUCUGGCACGCCCUCCCCUUCUGGCACGCCCUCCCCUUCUGGCACGCCCUCCCCUUCUGGCACGCCCUCCCCUUCUGGCACGCCCUCCCCUUCUGGCACGCCCUCCCCUUCUGGCACGCCCUCCCCUUCUGGCACGCCCUCCCCUUCUGGCACGCCCUCCCCUUCUGGCACGCCCUCCCCUUCUGGCACGCCCUCCCCUGAUCGUCCCUCUUCCUCCCACCCACGUCUGCAUGCAUGUCCCUUCUCUCUCCCGAUCCACACCAUACCUCCCUCCCACCAGGCGCGCUCUCCUCUCCACUCGUUCACAGAGCUCUCGGUCUUUGAGGCGCGCUCCCCUCUGCGCUCUCUAAGUGAGCUCUCCAUCUUUGAGGUGCCCUCCUGGUCCGCCAGCCUGCCCGCUCUGACUCUCCCCCACUACCCCAUCCCCACCACUCCACACCACUCUCCACCAAUCCUUUUCGCUUUUCUCCACCAGGCGCGCUCCCCUCUACGCUCUCUAAAAACGAGGGAGGGAAGAGGAGGGAGUGUGUGCAGAGGGGAGGGCAGAGGGGGCGAGUGGCAAGAGGCUGCGUGGGGAAGAGAGAGGGGAGGAGUCGCGGGGAGAAGAGGAGGAUGGGGUGGAGAAAGAGGAAGGGGGUGGAGGAGAGAAACGAAAGGGGAGAGUGAGAAAGAGGAGACAAGGAGAGUGAGGGAGGGGACAAGGGAGGAGGGGGAAGGGAAGGAAGGGGAGGGAGGGGAAGGAGGGGAGGAAGGGAAGGAAAGGGAGGAAAAGGGGGACAGUGUGGAAAGUGGCGAAGGGGUGCAGAUGCUGGUGGUGCGGGCGAGGGCCCCCUCGUUCCUGUACCACCAGGUGCGGCUGCUGGUGGGACUGCUCAAGGCCGUUGGUGCAGGGGCCGUGCAGCCUGAUACAGGUGCGGCUUCUGGUGGGGCUGCUCAAGGCCUGGCCGUGGGAGCAGGGGCCGUGGAGCCUGGCGCAGGUCUGUACCACCAGGUGCGGCUGCUGGUGGGGCUGGUCAAGGCCGUGGGAGCAGGGGCGGUGCACCCCAACACAGUCAAGACAAUCCUGGAGACGAGGGACAUUCGGGGAGUGCUGCCCAUGGGGCUGCCUGCUGCUACUUCUUCAGUUGACUCCAAGUUCAUUCCACCAUGUCCCCUCCCCUCCGCCUCUCCUCCCCUCCCGCCCGGCAGUCAAGUCAAUCCUGGAAGCGAGGGACAUCCGGGGAGUGCCGCCCAUGGCGCCGGCCUGUGGCCUAUACCUUGCCACUGUUGCCUACGGCCCCAUAGGCCCAAACGAGCCUCCUCACAGCAAUGA
Messenger RNA from Closterium sp. Naga37s-1, 1632 nucleotides. Lineage: Eukaryota; Viridiplantae; Streptophyta; Zygnematophyceae; Desmidiales; Closteriaceae. The record is from the annotation of a GenBank genome assembly.